CAAGGCGCCAAACGAGUCGCUGGCCCUCUGCAGACAGCAGACCGGCAAGGUUUCAGCACUGUCGCUCGCUGCUGUCAUCUGUGGACAACUGGAUUUAAAUUGGUCAUUUAAUUAUUUGACCAAUGGUUGGAAAUAAGAAGGGAAAGAAUAAGGCUUCACAAAAAGAUUUGAAGAGCUAUUUUAGCCAAGGUUCCAGUGGCUCAAGUCUAAGUACUCAUGGCAGCGGCGUAGUUGCUAUUGUAGAAGAUGUGCCUUUAGAAGAAAAUGUCUUGCCAUCUGUAGAACAUGAUGAAGAAGAAGAACAAGUUCAAGAAGGUAUAACUGACUUCAACCCGGAUCAUAUUAUUUCUGAUCCGGGACUUCGUAUUCCAAUCGAAAGAUUUUAUGCAAAUAUUAGAGAUGAAGUUAGGAGAGCUUUUAUAGCUAAAGGUCCAACCCAACCAACCGGUCACAGAUUUCCUCCAUCAAGUGAUAAAAGGAGCUUUCAGAAAAAGUGGUUUAGCCAAUAUAGUUGGUUGGAAUAUAGUGUGGAGAAGAAUAAGGCAUAUUGCUUCUAUUGCUACCUUUUUAAGAAUGAUCGAAUGGAUGACAAAUUUGGUUAUGAUGCCUUUACAAAAGCUGGGUUCUCACAAUGGAAAAAUGCUUAUCUUGCACUUCCAAAACAUGUUGGUGGGCCUAGUAGCAUACACAAUGUUGCAUCAACAUCAUUUCAUGAUUUUGAUAACCAAAGGUCAAGCAUAAAACAUAAGGUUUCAAGUUAUAGCAAAGAUGCAUUGAUCAAAUAUGAAACCCGAUUGGAAACUUCUUUAGGUAUUGUAAGUUAUCUUGUAUUGCAAGGGGAACCAUUUCGGGGGCAUGAUGAAUCUAGUACUUCGUUGAAUAGAGGCAAUUUUUUAGAAUUGCUUGAUUGGUACAAGCAAAGGAAUGAUGAAGUGAAGCGUGCUUUUGAUGAGUUAUGUCCCAAAAAUGCUAAAAUGACCUCUGGAACAAUUCAGAAAGAACUUGGAAGUUGUUGUGCGGAAGCAAUCACAAAGGCAAUAAAGGAAGAAAUGGGGGAUUGUCUAUUCACAAUUCUUGUUGAUGAGUCUCGUGAUAUAUCAAUUAAAGAACAAAUGGCCUUGGUUGUGAGAUUUGUGAAUACUAAAGGUGAGGUAAUUGAAAGAUUUCUAGGUCUCAAGCAUGUCAAGGACACAACAUCGGAAGCAUUGAAGAGAGCACUGGUUGAGGCAUUAAGCGACCAUGGUUUAUGUGUUGCAAAUCUUCGAGGGCAAGGGUAUGAUGGUGCUUCUAACAUGAGAGGAGAAUUUAAUGGUCUUCAAAAAAUAAUUCGAGAUGAGAACCCGCAUGCUCAUUAUAUUCAUUGCUUUGCUCAUCAAUUGCAAUUGGUAGUUGUUGCGGUCUCAAAAUGUUCCUCAUCUAUUGAAGAUUUCUUUGAGUAUGUUUCAUUGAUUGUGAAUAGCACUAGUGCUUCUUGCAAAAGGAAAGAUGUGUUGGUUCAUAAGCAUCGCUUAAAUAUUUUGUCUAAGUUAGAGAGUGGACAAAUUGUAUCGGGAAGAGGUAAACAACAAGAAACAUCAUUGGCGAGAGCAGGAGAUACAAGAUGGGGAUCUCACUACAAGACUUUACUUAGGAUUGAGUCAAUGUGGGAUUCAGUAAUAGAAGUCCUAGAAAUUGUGAAACAAGAUGAGCGCAAUCCAUCUAAGGCGGGUGGUUUGGUGCAAAUAAUGGAGUCUUUUAGCUUUGUGUUUAUCAUGAAGAUGAUGUUGCAAAUUCUCCGUAUUACAAAUGAGUUGUCUUUGAUCUUGCAAAGGAAAGAUCAAAAUAUUGUUCAAGCUAUGUCUUUAGUUGUUGAUGUGAAGACACGUUUGAUUAAUUUGAGAAGUGAAGGUUGGGAGCCAUUGUUUGAAGAAACCAAAACAUUUUGUUUGGAAAAUGAUAUCCCAAUACCAAAUAUGGAGGAUAUGGUACCAUGAUUUGGUCGAUCAAGAAAAGGUGGGAGAAACAAUAUCACUCAAGAACAUUUUUUUCGUAUUGAUACCUUCUAUGCUGCUAUAGAUGCUAUUACCACUGAGUUUGAUCAUCGCUUCAAUGAGACAUCCUCGGAGUUGUUGGUUUGUUUUGCUUGUCUUGAUCCAAGAGACUCAUUCUCCAAGUUUGAUGUAGAUAAGCUUUCUCGACUUGCGGAUAUCUAUUGUGACGACUUCUCUUUUGAUGAUCGCAAGAUAAUAAAGGAUCAGUUACGCACUUUCAUUAUUCAUGUGCGAAGACUUGAGGAGUUCAAAGUUUGUUAUGAUCUUGCAAGUCUAUCCAAAAUAAUGGUUAGACUUGAAAGACAUAUUGUUUUCCCAUUGGUCUUUCGUCUUAUUGAGUUGGCAUUGCUAUUACCGGUGGCGACGGCAACGGUUGAAAGGGCCUUCUCAGCGAUGAAGGUUAUCAAGACUGAAUUACGCAAUAAGAUGUCUGAUGGUUGGUUAAAUGAUUUAAUGGUUUGCUAUAUUGAGAGGGACAUAUUCAAAGGACUUGAUCUUCAAAAUAUUAAAAAGGCUUUUCAAAAGAAGAAAGAUAGACAAAUGCAAUUGCCUCAGUCUCCUAGACGUAACUAGGAGGAGGCUGGGGCACUGUGCUUAGCAGGAGGUUGAUGGGUCUGUUUGUGCUGCCUUUUGGGCUUUGUAUCUUGGUCCAUUUUAGACUCUUUUUCUUCUCUUAAUUUAAUGAUGCGCAGCUCUCCUGCGCGUUCAAGAAAAAAAAUUGAACUGCAAAACCAGCAAAGGGAAGCAAAAGUCCAUUGAUUACUACGUUAUACCU
Molecule: messenger RNA, 2805 nt
Organism: Zea mays
Lineage: Eukaryota; Viridiplantae; Streptophyta; Magnoliopsida; Poales; Poaceae
Product: zinc finger MYM-type protein 1-like
Exons: 4
Coding region: 123-1973 (616 amino acids)
Source: RefSeq, a predicted model, not a curated record